AUGAUUUCUCCCUCGAAGAUUGGCUUCGUGGUGGCUUGCUGCCUUGCUGCCUACGCGUCUCCGAUCCUGGAGGUUGACGACGUAGUGAAGCAUGCCUGGCUCACCGUUCCUCAAGGUUGGGUGGACAUCGGUCCCCCUCCUGCAGACUACAUCGUCGAUCUCAAGAUUGCGCUCAAGCAGGGCGGCUUCGAGGAUCUGGUAGGUCUGCUGCACGAGAUCAGCGACCCAUUGCACCCAAGCUACGGUCGACACCUGUCCAAGAGGGAGGUGGAGGAGUUGAUUGCGCCGGACCAGUCUACGCACACGAUCAUUCAAGACUGGCUUGUCUCACAUGACAUAAGUCUCACCUCCGCCAGCUACUCCCCGGCAAGAGACUGGCUCUCCCUCCCUGCGCCCAUCGCCAUCACAGAGAAGCUGCUCUCAGCAAAAUAUCGCACAUACGAACACCUCUCCACCGGCGAGCAGAUCGUCCGCACGCUCUCGUACAGCCUUCCCGUGGCUCUGCACGCGCAUGUUGACCUCGUUCACCCCACGACCAUGUUUGAUAGGAUGAAAGCGAUGCGCACGACCUACAUGCUCGAUGCGGCAUUGCCCGCUGCGGAAGAUAUCCCCCUGAGCUGCAACACGACUGUGACGCCGGCUUGUCUUCAGGCUCUGUAUCGGACGUCGGGAUAUGUCCCUCAAGCAGCAGAUAAGGGGAAUAAGAUAGGCGUUGCUGGUUACUUAGAACAGGCACGCAUUCACGCGUCAUUGAUCCCACAAUUCCGCCCAGACACCGUCGGCGCAAACGUGACGAUCGUCUCUGUCGACGGUGGUCUGAAUGACCAAAGCCUGCCCGGAACAGAAGCCGACCUCGACGUACAGUACACCGAAGGCCUGACAUAUCCCACCCCGAACUAUUACUACUCCACCCCUGGAACGGCGCCGACUAUCAAUGACUCCGUGACGCCUCCCCAGCGUGAUGAACCGUAUCUGGACUGGCUGAACUAUGUGCUGGCGUUGCCUGAUGAGGAGGUCCCGCAGGUAUUUACGACAAGUUAUGGAGGUGACGAACGUUCCCCUAUGAAUGGGCAGUGUACGUGUCCUUCUCCUUUCCGUACUCGUUCAUCCGUAAUUGAACAUCCGAUUACGCGGGUUUGUGGUAUGUUCGCCCAGCUGGCAGCCAGAGGCAGCUCGGUCAUAUUCUCCAGCGGUGAUGGUGGCGUAAGGGCGGGUACAUGUGAGACAAAUGAUGGUACAAAUAGGACGCUGUUCCAACCAGUUUUUCCUGCUACAUGCCCGUACAUCACCGGGGUCGGCGCGACGUACCAAAUCGCCCCAGAGAAAGGCAUUUAUUUCUCGCAAGGCGGAUUCUCGAGAUACUUCGACCGACCCGUUUGGCAAGCUGCUGCAGUACCGCCUUUCUUGGCGAAGCUCGGAACAACCUACGCUGGUCUGUACAAUCUUUCUGGUCGUGCAGUCCCCGAUGUCAGCGCGCAAGGCUACGGAUUCCAAGUUGUCGUUGGAGGUCAGGUAGAAUCGGUGGGCGGUACUUCCGCCAGCUCUCCGACGUUCGCAAGUAUUGUCUCGCUUUUGAACGACUACCGCAUCGCGAACGGUCGUCCUUCCCUGGGAUGGUUGAAUCCGUUGCUCUAUUCUAUUGGUGUAUCUGGCUUCACUGAUAUCCUGCUGGGAAACAACCCGGGAUGUGGGACAACCGGAUUCAACGCCACAGAAGGUUGGGACGCAAUUACGGGACUCGGGACGCCGGAUUUCGUCAAGCUGCAGGAGCUGCUUGGAUUCAUCUAG
This is a messenger RNA of Gloeophyllum trabeum ATCC 11539, 1788 nucleotides long. Its product is annotated as subtilisin-like protein. Gene Ontology annotation, biological process: proteolysis. The record is from RefSeq and is a predicted model, not a curated record. The transcript is spliced from 11 exons. Gene Ontology annotation, molecular function: tripeptidyl-peptidase activity; serine-type endopeptidase activity. Lineage: Eukaryota; Fungi; Basidiomycota; Agaricomycetes; Gloeophyllales; Gloeophyllaceae. The coding region runs from base 1 to 1788 and encodes 595 amino acids.